AUGACAUCCCGCUACAUCAAUGCUCUGGACUAUGCUGAUAUCAAUGCAAAGAGGAUCUUGAAGAAACAUGCAAAGAAACGCCCCCUCGGGGAACUUGAGAGCAGAUUGAGGUACACUCCUGCUCAGCCCGUGUUGUCAUGCCGUACUGUAGACAUUGAUGUGAGCGGGACACGGACGUAUCGUUCACGGUCCACCACAGAUAUCAUUACAGAGCAGCAUAAACUCAUCCACAACCUAUACACCAGGACCAGUCGUAAUAUAACCUCAGCUCCUAACAGAAGGAAUGGUGUCAGCACCAGGACAGAUGAUGAAUUUGCCAGGAGACAGAGAAUCAACAUUGAAGUACAUGGUCGACCUUUGACUUCACAGUCUCAAUCUUCCUUACAACACACAAAUCGGGCCCAUUCUUCAACGCGUCGUCCCAAAACAACUGGAAAUCUUAAGAAAGUCUCAUUUUUGUCUCACGAUUUGAGCAUCAAUCAAAACACAAAUGCUGAAUAUUUGGAGACAAGUCGUGAACACAAAAAACUGACAGAUAAAAUACAUGAACAUUGGGACCCUGGAAACCACGAUUUAAACACUGGAACAUUUGUCAGAGGUCAACAGAAGCCUGAUGCUCCACCAAGUCUGGAGGCUGGCUGGCUCACAUUUGGCGGUGUCAACAGUGAAGAGGCCUCUGGUGUCAUAGAUGCUUUUGCUCAAUUAAGAGACGAUGAGGAGUACUAUAAUAUUGAAGGAAAAGUUGGAAGUCGGGUUGCACAACAGUUACAGAAAGGAGACAAAAUUCGCGUUGGAAUCAAUGGCCGUAUCCAAUCUGAUGAUCUAAAGGUGAAACGCCAAGACAGCUGUCUCAGCAGGCAGUCUUCAGAAUUUGAGAAAGCUGAUAAAGAAAACAUGGAAAAAACAGUUAUUCCCCUUUGUUGGGAUGAUGAACUGACAACAUCAAAAGUGAUAUCACCAAGGGAACAAAAGGAUGAUGGUCCCAAACCAGUGAUGAGUGAAACUCACCCAGUAAUUUAUACACAUGAGAAAAAUGAAGUAAGGCGUCCUAAUCUGACUAAAAAAUCCACAAAACAAAGCCCACCGAAGCCUCCAGAGGGAUUUAAGAUCAAACACAGGAAGAAGUCUCGACAGAGUUUGGAUGGUCAGGCGGAUGAGAAGAUCAUGGUAAUCACAAUAGACCAGAAGUCUUCACUAGAGGAGACUAAGCUACAGGGGUUGUCUGUUGAUGAUGUCCUCCAAAACAAACUCAAUGGUAACAAGGCACCCACAGACAGUGUUAGUGACAUGGACAUUAGUACAAUACAGGACAGUCCCAGAACGGGUGGUCGCACCCCCUCAGAGGACACGUCACGAAAUACAGCCAAAAGUAAUAUAUCAGAUUCUGCCCUAAGUGUAGAGCCUCUGAGAAUCACAACACCCAAAUCUAAACCUGUAUCACCUCCUUAUGUCUCCAAGAAUGUACCGUCAGAUUUGAUUGUUGGACCGUCGUCAGGAAACUUAGCUGGACGAGUAAAGUCUGCUUCCUCUACUAGCAGAUCAAGUCGAGGGGGAAGUGAACGAGGCAGUGCCAAGUACCACAAUAGGCCCACCCCACCAAAACCCCUCCACACUUUCAACACUCCAUCCUCAUUUAAUGUCUAUGGCACACGUGGUGAGACAGAGUUCAUUCAGAUCACAUCACAAAUUCGUAACCCCAAUCCCCCUCCUCCUGCUCCUCACUCCAGCCCACUUAAGGAAUCAUAUCUAGCACAGUCAUACAGUGAUGAGGCCAUUCGACAAGUGGUACAACAAAAUAUACCUGUAACAGAAGAAAACCACCAGCAAGCACCAGCAUCUUCCCCAGACAUCCCUGACAUUUGUCCAUCAAAGCAGGAGGAAGAAAUGGAGCCACCUCCCCCAACCCCACAACCUGACCUCCGCACCACGAGUCCAGGGAGCACAGGUCUAGCCAUAAGCAUUCCCACAGCCGAGGAAUUUUCUGACAGAGAUUUUGAUUCUACCGUUAAUUCUCCUUGGACUAGCCAACGAGAAAAUGUAAUUGGUAUGGAGAAUGACCCUCGUGGUACCUCAAAAAGGGAGGCUGCCUACAGAGACUCUCAGAUUGAUCAGAUUACCUCCCUUUUGAAGGGAGCAAUAGUUGUUCCUACUGACAAGAAUAGUUCAUUUGUUGUUGAAAAAUCGGUGAAAUUUCAGGAAGGUAGCUAA
Ylistrum balloti is the source of this 2208-nucleotide messenger RNA. RefSeq lists its product as uncharacterized. The coding region runs from base 1 to 2208 and encodes 735 amino acids. The record is from RefSeq and is a predicted model, not a curated record. The transcript has 8 exons. Lineage: Eukaryota; Metazoa; Mollusca; Bivalvia; Pectinida; Pectinidae.